CGCCCCCCGGUGCCCGUGGCCGCUGCGCCCCUGCGCUCACUCGCUGGCGCCGGUUUACCGCCUCCUUUCCCGCCGGGGCUGUUGCCAUGCAAAUGUUAUUCCCCCGCCGGUCACGUGUCCUUUGAAGGGCCACGUGGAUUAACAAAGCUGAUCUGCCCCCAGCUCGCCCCCCUCGGCUGCUAAAUUUUUUUUCUUAACUUUUUAAAAAACUGAUCUUGAAUGCAUGCAUCCCCCAAACGCAGCUCCCUUAAUCCUAUGGAAUAAUUCAACUCGUGAAUGCACUUGGAGCCCUAGAUGACCGCUUUAUAAGACAGCCCCUGGUAGUUGGGAAGCUCCAGUCUACCUGGGACUCUCAAGAAGACACACGAGGCGAAAAGUGGACGGGUGCCUCACGCCACCGCCUCUCCUGAGGGCGCAUACUGACCAGGAUGUCAGAUAAGCUCAAGGAACGCAAAAGAACCCCCGUUUCGCACAAAGUGAUAGAAAAGAGGAGGAGGGACCGGAUUAAUCGCUGUUUGAACGAGCUGGGCAAGACGGUGCCCAUGGCCCUGGCCAAGCAGAGUUCCGGGAAACUGGAGAAGGCGGAGAUUCUCGAGAUGACCGUUCAGUACCUGAGAGCCCUGCACUCGGCAGAUUUUCCCCGGGGAAGGGAAAAAGCAGAACUGCUAGCGGAGUUUGCCAACUACUUCCAUUACGGCUACCACGAGUGCAUGAAGAACCUGGUGCAUUAUCUUACCACGGUGGAGCGGAUGGAGACGAAGGACACCAAGUACGCGCGCAUCCUCGCCUUCUUGCAGUCCAAGGCUCGCCUGGGCGCCGAGCCCGCCUUCCAGCCGCUGGGUUCGCUCCCGGAGCCAGAUUUCUCUUAUCAGCUACACCCAGCGGGGCCCGAGUUCACGGGCCACAGCCCGGGUGAGGCGUCUGUGUUCCCGCAGGGCGCGGCCCCGGGGCCCUUUUCCUGGCCGCACAGCGCGUCCCGCAGCCCGGCUCUGCCCUACCUGCCCAGUGCGCCGGUGCCGCUCCCGAGCCCGGCGCAGCAACACAGCCCCUUCCUGGCGCCCGUGCAGGGCCUGGACCGGCAUUACCUCAACCUGAUCGGCCACGCCCACCCCAACGCCCUCAACCUGCACACGCCCCAGCACCCCCCGGUGCUCUGAUGCUGCCUCGCCCGCAGAUUUCUCUGCGCUUCGGGCGCUGCACAGGAGAAAUACUGUAUACUGUACAGUGUAAAUAUUGUGCCACCAAAAAAGCCGGGUGGGGGAAGGCCACAAGCGAAUGUCUUCUGAAGGAUCUCCCCUGGCAAUAAACGUUUUCUGAUAAAGCCCCA
Messenger RNA from Phacochoerus africanus (Common warthog), 1327 nucleotides. It is a transcript of the gene HELT, whose product is annotated as helt bHLH transcription factor. Gene Ontology annotation, biological process: regulation of neurogenesis; anterior/posterior pattern specification; regulation of transcription by RNA polymerase II. Gene Ontology annotation, cellular component: nucleus. The record is from RefSeq and is a predicted model, not a curated record. The transcript is spliced from 4 exons. Lineage: Eukaryota; Metazoa; Chordata; Mammalia; Artiodactyla; Suidae. Gene Ontology annotation, molecular function: RNA polymerase II cis-regulatory region sequence-specific DNA binding; DNA-binding transcription factor activity, RNA polymerase II-specific; protein dimerization activity. The coding region runs from base 429 to 1157 and encodes 242 amino acids.